UUUGACUGCGGAGCCAAGAACCCGAGCUGGGCAAGCAUAACCUACGGAGUGUUUCUCUGUAUUGAUUGUUCAGGGACCCAUCGAUCGCUUGGUGUUCAUUUGAGUUUCAUUCGAUCUACAGAACUGGAUUCCAAUUGGUCUUGGUUUCAGCUGAGAUGCAUGCAAGUUGGAGGAAAUGCAAACGCUUCUGCGUUUUUCCAUCAACACGGAUGCACGACCAACGAUACCAACGCAAAGUACAACAGCCGUGGUGCUCAGCUUUACAAGGAGAAGAUUAAAUCUCUUGCAACACAGGCAACAAGAAAGCAUGGUACUGAUCUGUGGACAGAUGGAUGUGGAAUGCCACCUGUGUCACCUCAAAACAAAGAGGAAGACUUUUUUGCAUCCCAUGUUUCUCCCAAGGCAAAUACGGAGUGGGUGUUGCCAGAGCCAGUUUCUCUGCAGCAGAAAACUUCAGAAAACAUUCCAGAAUGCUACGAAGGACCAGAACAUGGACCAAGUGUUGAUUGCCUCAGUACAUCGCCAAAAGCUGCCUUAGAGGGUACCACCAUCAUAAAAAAGAAGCCAAAUCAAGCUAAGAAGGGGCUUGGUGCCAAAAAAGGUGGUUUGGGAGCGCAAAAAGUGAGCAGCCAAAGCUUUAAUGAGAUUGAAAAACAAGCACAAGCUGUAGAUAAAAUGAAGGCACAGGAGGAUCUUCAUAGCGGUAAGAAAACUGAGAAGGAAGAGCCACUCAUCUCAUCUUUACGGUUGGCCUAUCGAGAUCUUGAUAUUAAAACAAAAGAAGAAAAGUUAAAUCUAUCUGGCAAGAAGAAAAGCGAAUUGGAGAGGCUUGGCAUGGGAUUUGGCAGCAACAGAAGUGGCAUUUCUCACUCAGUCACAACCGAUAUGCAAACAAUAGAGCAGGAAACACCUGUGAUGGCAAAGCCGAAGAAAAAGUACACAGAUGAUGUAGAGGACUCGUAUUUCUCUUCUAGUUCAAGGUACUAUGAUUCUUCAGAUCUGAGGAGCAGUACUUUCUCUAAAUGGGAUGACAAUUCAGAUUCUUUUUGGAAGAAAGAAAAUAAUAGUAGAGACGUUGAUAUAAUGUUAACUUCAAAAAGUGCAGGAUUUUCAGACAGGCCUGCAUCUCGACGUAAGCCUGAAUACGAACUAUCUCUAAACACAGACGAGGCACAAAAAAAAUUUGGCAAUGUAAAAGCAAUUUCAUCGGACAUGUAUUUUGGAAGGCAAGAUCAUGCGGAUUAUGAAGCGAGGGCUCGACUAGAAAGACUUUCUGGAAGCUCAUCUAUAAGUUCAGCCGACCUGUUUGAAGAUCAGAAAAAACAACCAGCAG
This is a messenger RNA of Eurypyga helias (sunbittern), 1333 nucleotides long. RefSeq names its product ADP-ribosylation factor GTPase activating protein 3 (gene ARFGAP3). The annotation marks the transcript as partial. Gene Ontology annotation, biological process: COPI coating of Golgi vesicle. The transcript is spliced from 13 exons. Gene Ontology annotation, molecular function: GTPase activator activity. The record is from RefSeq and is a predicted model, not a curated record. NCBI's taxonomy places the organism in Eukaryota, Metazoa, Chordata, Aves, Eurypygiformes, Eurypygidae.